UUGAACAGGAGGAUAGCUUUUGAUCAGUGCUCUUCUUUAUAUAUAGUUAACACUUUAAAUUUGUUUAUUGAGGUGAUUGACGAGAUAAGGCAAAUUGAAGACCCAGACAUGGCAAAACGAUCCGAAGGUUUGCUGCUUGUCGUGUUAAUAACCUGCUGUGUUUUGAUGUCGUUGUCGAACGCUAAGCGGAGACCAAAGUCAGAUCGGUGCCUAAAAAUACGUCACGGGAAAAAUUGCACAGACCAGGAUGACAAGAAUAUCACUGAAUGUUGUCUUAAGAAAUAUAAACUGGGCUUUGACGUUUUGCCGUCCAGCUUUAAUCCCUCUGUCGAAGACCCGCCAUCUUGUGCCCUUGACGUGGGUUUGGCUCAAUGCCUCCAGGACAGCAAAUGCUUCCGCAAACCGUUAACCAGAAACCUUCGCCUUCUCAUGUUCAACCAACUGAUUUUCACCAACAGAACAGGACUGUGUACCCGAAAAAACUUUAAAGAACUCUUAGAAGAAGCUAAGACAAAAUCCGGUGCAGAGUUCCUCCAGAAGUUGCAGGCAAUCGAGGAAAUGAAUGGAUUUGACCGUGAAAUUUGCGCUAAAGAAGUGUAUGGGAGAUGUGGCAGUCAAUUCAGCAAAAAAUUAAAGACUAACCCAGGAUACGAUGUACUUAAACUGUGCAGAGUGUUUGCUGAAGAAGGGAGUUGCACAACCACAGAAGCUGAGAAUUUUAAUUGUAAAGAAUCCCGACUCCUCAAACGGUUCAAAGAAAAUUCCCUUAAAGCAGCUUCGGUGGUUUUAAAAGAAAUUUGUCCUUCACCCUGAGGAAAACUCGUCGGUUAUUGAGCUAAGAGAGUUCUGAAAAUAUUAAAUACAAUUUUAGUUCAGCCAAAAUAGUAUCCUCUUAUUGAUAAUGAUAAAGUAAUCACGGUAAUGAUAUCAAUACUAAUGACAACAACAACAAUCACAGCAACACUAAUGACGACGAUAACAGUCAUGAUUGUAUUCAGGGUAGGAUAACAAUGAAACACUCAGCCCUAUUAAUGGCCACACAGAGGUAAUAUUGAAUCAAUUUUUUUGCAGCAUCGCUGGAAAUUAGCUCUAAAUAUGCUUUCUAAAUGUAGUUAUUGCAGCAUGUACCUAGCUCAGUCGUGAACGCAAUAAAUCGAUGAUUACAACACUAA
This is a messenger RNA of Pocillopora verrucosa, 1172 nucleotides long. The record is from RefSeq and is a predicted model, not a curated record. Lineage: Eukaryota; Metazoa; Cnidaria; Anthozoa; Scleractinia; Pocilloporidae.